This is a messenger RNA of Aureobasidium pullulans EXF-150, 1218 nucleotides long. RefSeq lists its product as uncharacterized. The transcript has a single exon. NCBI's taxonomy places the organism in Eukaryota, Fungi, Ascomycota, Dothideomycetes, Dothideales, Saccotheciaceae. The coding region runs from base 149 to 748 and encodes 199 amino acids. The record is from RefSeq and is a predicted model, not a curated record.
AAGGCAAGCUUUUCAUUGGUUCAUCUAGCCAGGAAGAAUUUGCCGCGGGAUUUACUCCAGGUUACGUGUGCUGUUCGUUCGUCGGCAAUAUGGCUGCCGUGGGAUAUGACAAGAGUGCACGGCAAUUCAAGACAGUGUUAAAGUCAGCAUGAUUACUGCCGGAUCGACACUGCCCGGAUGGUCGGGAAAUGCUAUCUGGGGCUCGCAACCAUCCAUCGAUGAAGCUCGUUCGCAAGUGUUCGUGGCGACUGGGAAUGUCUACUCGGUACCACCGGAGUACGAGUCUUGCUUGACAGACACAGAUGCCAAUGUCACUACCACCAACUCCACAUGCCUACCCGAGGGGGUCCUCCAAGAAGCCAUCAUCGCUUUGGAUCUUGAGACCGGGGCCAUCAAGUGGUCACGCGUUGUAUCUCCCCUCGAUUCAUGGAAUACAGCUUGUGGGUUUAUGGCCCUACCCCUGAACGCAGCCGUUUGCCCUGGCACACCAGGCCCUGACGCAGAUUUCGGCAUGGCUCCCACAUUCGUCCCUGCUUCCAUGUGGACACCGAAAGGACUUGAUAUCGUCGUCAUAGGACAGAAGAAUGGAGUCAUCCACACCUUCUCUGCACAAAAUGGCACACUCCUCUGGGCCAGCGCCACCAGCCCUGACGGCGGACAAGGCGGUCUAAUCUGGGGCAUCGCAGCCGACGACCAACGUGUCUACUUCACCGGCGUCAACGGCAAUUCUGUAACUUGGCAAGUCUAGCCCUCGAACUAGACCAUCUCCAACUCGGCAUUCGGCGCCAUUUCCCUCCUCAAUGGCUCUAUACUUUGGGAAACACCGGCCCCUCUUGACUCCAUCGCUUUGGUGCCUCCAACCGUGGUCAAUGAUGUGCUGUUUACUGGCCGCACGGGAACAAACAAAACUGGUAGCUAUGACCUCAAUCAAGGAGGGCUUAUAGCCAUUGACAAACGAUCGGGUCUCAUAAUCAGAGAUUACAAUCUCGAAGUCAAUUUUCAUGGUGGUGUUGCUGUGCAGAAUGACCAUGUCAUGUUUGGGACUGGGUAUAAUGAUUUUGCUGGGAUUGGUGGGUUUCAUGUGUAUACUCUGUAGUCAACUUCGAAGAAGCAAGAAGUACGGCAGACGUCGUCUCUGCGCAAUAGGAAGAAUGUCUGCUUGAGGUAUGCAAGAUUCUGUUUUUGUUUGGUAGUCAGGAGUAAUCGAUGUUUACUGGG